This is a messenger RNA of Amyelois transitella, 7746 nucleotides long. It is a transcript of the gene dlp, whose product is annotated as glypican-6. The record is from RefSeq and is a predicted model, not a curated record. Gene Ontology annotation, biological process: regulation of signal transduction; regulation of protein localization to membrane; cell migration. The coding region runs from base 186 to 2456 and encodes 756 amino acids. Lineage: Eukaryota; Metazoa; Arthropoda; Insecta; Lepidoptera; Pyralidae. The transcript has 11 exons. Gene Ontology annotation, cellular component: plasma membrane; extracellular region; synapse.
ACUUCCGAUCCGAGGACGACAAGCGCAGUCUGGCCGCGACCAUCAUGGAUCGCAGUUGAAUUACAGUGGAUUGUGCUUAUGGCGUAUAAACUGCCGCUUAUUGAGUUUCAAUUAAAAUUAAUUUACUGUAAUUCUUAUUUAUGAAACGUUAAAAGUGUGUGCAAAUUGCAAUAUAAUUUAAGAACAUGGCUGUGAAAGAGUGUUGUUGUGGUAAACUGUUGUAUACCAAAAAAUCGAUUUUUGGAUUAAGAAUGGGUAGCCAAAUAUUGUAUUUAUUAUUCGCCGCGAGUUUCAUUUUGUCUUGCUUGGCCGCUGAAUCAAAUGCUCAACAAAUCAAAUGUUCUGACGUGAGGCAGGAAUUUAACAGAAAAGAUCCAGUAACCACGCUGGAAUUGGUGAAGGAGCCAAACUCAGAUGCAGGAGGUCUCUGUCUCAACAGCGGUUGUUGCUCCGCGGCAGACUCGGACGUCCUGGUGCAAAGAGCGAAGUCACAGCUUGAGAGUAGCUUGAAGACCGAACUGGAGACCUUGGCCUCCACGUUGUCCAGCAGAGCAAUGAAGGUCGACGAGUUCUUCAGAAUACUUUUGGACGAGUCUCGAAAGAGUUUCCACAACAUGUUCAAACGCACGUAUGGCAUGAUCUACGAGCAACACUCCUUCGUCUUCCAAGAUCUCUUCAAUCAGCUUGAAAAGUACUACACGAAAGGCGACACGAACUUCGAGCUGAUGAUGGACAAAUUCUUCUCAAUCCUAUACGAAAAGAUGUUCGCAGUAUUAAAUGCACAGUACCAGUUUGAUAGCAGGUACCUGAAAUGCGUGAGCAGCAACAUGCGCGACAUCCAGCCGUUCGAAGACGUGCCCCACAAGUUGUCAUUGCAGCUGCGACGGGCGUUCGUGGCCACGAGGAUCUUCCACAAGUCGCUGCAAGGGGGCGCUGACGUCGUGAGGAAUAUGAAACCGGUGGAAGUGAGCGUGGAAUGCGCACGCGCAUUCGCCCGUAUGUUGCACUGCGGCACCUGCAGUGGUAUCGAAGUAAAAGCGUGCAGCCGGUACUGCCACAACAUUUUGAGGGGUUGCCUGCCCACAUUCGCAGAUCUCAACGAGCAGUGGGAUGCAUAUGUCGAUGCCGUAGACAAAGUGGGCGACCGGUUACUGGGGCCGUUCAAUAUUGCUAUGGUGGUCGAGCCAAUAGACAUCAAAAUCUCCGAAGCGAUCAUGAGCUUCCAAGAGCACAACCAGGAGAUAUCAAAUAAGAUAUUCUCGAUAUGCGGCAAACCAGUUCUGGGCGAGAACGACAAAAGCAGCGAAGACACCGCGGCUUUUGGUACUCCUGAGAGGAAACGCAGAUUCGCCAGAGCCUUGCCCGAUUUCGAUUGGAAUCCUAAAACAAAUGAUGUGGACGAUUUCGAAAUAGAAGCGUCGUUCGAGAGCGUCAUCCACGAGGAUCCAUCUCUAGUCGGUUUGAGGACCCCCGAAGGCAUCCGGAAAGCGACGAAAGAGAUGGAGGAACAGGCGAAGUCGCGGGAACGAUUCUUGCAGUACAUGAAAGGGAAGAUAAAUUUGGACGAGUAUGAGGAAUAUGAGGAGCCUGAGAGGACGAAGCGGGAGGCGGCCGCUAGUUCACAGCUGGACUUCAGGCUGUACGAGGUCGAUGAGAGGAGGCCGAAGAGUAAGAAGCCAGCGGCGAAAGUCGAAGAGGGACAUGUUAUAUCAGGUGCGGAUUGGGGCGCGCCCGCACUACACAAGCUAGUGCGUGACACGCGAUCCCGCUUGAGAGAAUCGCGUCGCUUCUGGAUCCAGAUACCGGUCGUGCUGUGCACCGACUUAAGUACCACCGGCGCAGCUUGCUUUAACGGAUCUGCUAUGGGCAGUUACACCAGAAGUCCGGCUGGUGAAGGUAGCGCAGCUUUAGCUUCCAACCCUGAAGUCAGGGGAUCUUCGUCCCCCACAGCGUUGGAAACUAAGAGGGUUCAACUUGAAGGCUUGAAAGCCUUAACCAGCAGGCUCAAGGACGCUUAUAACGGCAUCGAGGUCCAGUGGAAAGGAGAUGAUUUACCUCAGCCGUCGGCUUCGUCUCGCAUCGACAUCGGAGACUUCGGCUCAGGCUCGGGCUCCGGCGACAGAACCGACGACACAGAAGACGUGCCCGACGAUAUCGACGACGGGGAUUAUCCUGAAGGCUCGGGCGAAACCCCGCCGGAGGACCCGACCGAGUUGAACCCCACUUCGACCGAGGCGCCGUUCGUGCCGGGCAUCGUGGACGCGCCGGACACCAACAACGUGGACCUCCGCGGCCGCGCGGACGGCGGCGCGGAGCCCGGCGCGGAGCCCGACGCCGCGGCGCCGCGCCCCGUGGCCGACGCGGCGGACAGGCCGUCACUGCACAAAGCGCUGUUCACGUACGCGCUGCCAGUCGUCUGCGCGUGGUUCGGCACGAUCGUGACAGAUCUGUUUUAAAUUCGAAUAUAGAACGUUACGUUGUGAUGUGAUGAGUGAUAAUUGCAAACGGUGGUUUCGUAUUUCGAAUUGCGAUUUGAUUUGUUCGUUUCACGUCUCGACCAAUCGGAUUGAAGUGUUUGAAAUUUUUCGGCUCGGAAAAUUAAAAUUGUGUGAAUGGUUAUGACUAGUUAAUAUUAGACGAUAAUCGGACCAAUGGACGCAAAAACAAUUAAAGUAACGUAGAAUUCCAGUGAUACCGAAUACUUAUUUAAAUGUAUCUUUGUCCUUCACCAGUGGCUAUCAUAAAGAUAUCUUACAAAAUUUAAAACCUAUGUUUCAGUGAUUUUCGGACUUUGCCCGAUUAUCGCCUGAUAAUUUCCAUAUUUAUUAAAUAUCUUUAAAGCUUUUGUUUUGUCGAUUAUAAUGUAGAUUUUAUAAAUUGUAAAAGAUUUCUCUCUUUUAUUAGAUUAAAAAACACGUAUUUAUAGCAAUUUUAUAUCAAAGUUAUCUGUUCAAAAAUCGUUAUCGGAAAAGGCGAGACUAUUUACUUUAGCUUAUAAUAAAGUGUCAUUUUUCUAAAAGCAGCCAUAUGUGUUAAUAUCAAGUAAACACACCUAUUCCGAUGUACGAUUAUCGAUUGGUUGAGAUUGUAAAAGUGAAACGAUGUUGUAAAUAGACUAGUCAGUGUGGAGCGAGUGAGCGCGGCGGGCGCUUCUGUGAUAUGUGGACUUUUUUGGACAUGGACUUUUUUGAAAAAAUUGAACUAAUUUAUUUCAUUUUCUAAUGAAUUCUCGAGUGAUCGACAAUAAACGGGCCCGUGUUAUUAUUUUCGCCAUGAUAACGUUAGGUGUAUUUUUUAAUAAUGUGGAAAUUUCAUGAAAUUAAUUUAGAGAAAUCCAGCCAAAUUGUCGUAAUUAUUUAAAGGUCUUUGUAAAUAUUUUGUGUAAAUUUAAAUCAAUUGAAUAGAUAGUUAAUGUGUUUUAUUCGUUUUGUACGUGUUGAGUCUACAGUGUAGAUAUCAUUUUUAAUUUACUCGAACUACGAAAAUGUAUUCAUGAAGUUUUCAAAUAAUAAUCUUGAGCAAUUUUUUUUUUACAAUACUUUUAUACAGAAAUAUUUAGCAAUUAUAUCUUACAUAAAUAAAUGAUUAUUUAAUUAUUUUUUUUACUUGACUUUCAAAAGUCUACAAAAAUUAGUUUGGGAAUGAAUAGUCAACAUCUUUGCCUUAUCAUGUAGCAAAAAAAAAUAUUACAAUGUUUCAUACAAAUAAAGAAUUAAAAAAAUCCGAUUUCUAUAAGGAAAGUUUUUCAUCCUUAGCUGAAUUUACCGUAACAGAUCUUGUACACGUUAAACAAUAUUAUUCUCUCUAUCAUAAAUCAUCAAUUGAGUGUAACAUUUAUUGCUUUAUUCUUUAUUAUUAUCUAUGUGGACAUAAUCUAUUGUAUCUAAUUGUAAUUCUACUGUAAAUAACAUUAAUUCAUAAUUUCUAAACUUAAGAGACUGAUUUUUUUUCGAUUAAUUUGUUUACAAAAAUCAUUGGAUUAAGAUAUUAUUAUUAUACUAAUUUUUAACCGACUGAUGUAUACAUAAUUCGCGGAUAUAUUUUUUUUUUAAUUAUUUGGCGUUUGACGGGCGAUUAACCUUGUGGAAAAUUUAUAUUCUUAAUUAAUAUCAUGAAAUGUAAAAUCAAAUAAUAACACUGCCAUUAAAAUAUAGUAAUUAUCUGAAAAUAGGUUUGUAUUGUCAUAGCAAACUUCAGAAUGGAACUUUUUAUUUAAUUUUGAUUGCAAUUAAAAUGAAUAAUUAACUUUAUAUAGUUAUUCUUUUUCUACCAUUAUAUAUAUUUUAUGAAAAUUUUGAUAUUUUGAUUCUUAUAUUUUAAUCGCCCGCUAUAACGCUAUUUUUUUUUUUUUGUAAUAUUUAUACUUUUGGCUUCAGCUUUAUUUUACUAGUGAAUAUAUUGCUAUAUAAUGUGUAAAUACUGGUAGGAAUAAUAUUGUAACAUCAAAAAUUAUAAUUUUGAACAGUCAUUUUUAGGUACCCCACAGACUUUCUGAGUCGAUAGUUUUUAUAACGUGCACUGCGCAACGUAAUACGCCAUUGAGCUACGCCACGCCAACAGUCCACCCUGUUCCACUUUUUUUUAAUUUGGCUUAACGCACACCUUUUUAAUCGAACUAAGCACAAACCAUUUGACCGUGGUACAUAAUUUAAGUACAAUAUGAAAGAUAACAUGGCGUAAUAAACGCUAUAAAAGUAAUUAUGAAAAAUAAAAAAUAAAGCAAGAAGCGGGGACCAAAUACAUUGUAAUGUGCCAUCUUACUUAAGUUUUAUUUGGAAAAUUUAUUUAAAACUUGCACUUUUUCAGAACUGUCUACGGUCCGCAAAAUAACUUUCUUUGAUAUGUAUUUUCUGUAAAAAAAGUAACGUUCUUUUUAUAAUUUUUAACCUAUAUAGAUUAACUAACUGCGAUAUAUGUUCUCGAAAAAAAAAUACAAUUUCCGAACGUUUCAUAAUGUUUUUGUUUAAACUUGCAUAUUUUCCAUAUCAUAUUUGAAUUUAUAUUUUUUGUAUAGUUUUAUAAUAACUAUUAUAUACUAGGACUUAAAGAUUUGGACAACAAAAGUAAAAAUAUUGUUUACCUUACGUAACAUAUAGUAGAGGACUGUAUUACUGUAUGUAUGAUGUAUAUAUUAUUAUCGAUAAAAUUUAAAGUCUUUAAGAUCUUACAAAUUGGGCUGAUGAGUCGUUUUGGAAAUACAGUAAUUAUAAUCACCAACUUCAAUAAGUGGAACUACAUUGUUUCUUUUAAGGUAUUAAACUAAAAAUAAAUAUAUAUAUAUAUACGGAUUUAAGCAAAAUAUUUCAAAAUUUUACGUCGAUUCCGGUUUAAAAAAAAAAGUAUACGAAUACACAAGAAUAACAAAAAAAUAAGCGAAAUAACAACUCAUUGGUCCAAAUAACUAACUGUUGCUAGAAUAUGUAGUUUUUAUACUGUUUUAUGAAUAACAGGGUAUCGAUAAUAUCGAAUCAAAGAAUUCGUUUCUCAGCACUGUAACCUAAUUUGCAUAUUUAGACAAAAUACAUUUUGUAAGACCCGUCGAAAAAUAGGCUUUAUUAAAGUACACAUUGGCAAUGCAGUACGAAAUAUCACUAUCACAACAUAGUAUAAAGCAAAGUAGCUUUCCGCGUAUGUCCCUCUGUAUAUUUGUAUGUACGUCAAAACUACACAACGGAUUUUGAUGCAGUUUUUUAAGUGAUUCAAGAGGUGUAUUUAUGUAUAAAUGGUCGUGCGAAGCCGGGACGGGUCGCUUGUUUAAAAUAAAAUACACAACUUAGUAUGUAUAUUAUGUUAUUUACUUUUUGCCAUUCAUUAUCAAAUAGAACUCAAUCGUACUAACGAGAUUACAUCGCAGUGAAAUUGUGUGAAAGUGAUAGCAAUACGUUUGCGUAAGAAGAAAAAAGAUGACACUAUAUGGUUGUCUUUUUGUCUGGCUAAGGAAACUUUUAUUUUAAACUAACUCACACUGCCCUCAAAUAUUAAUGUUUUUCAUACUCGUCAGUUUAAAAGUCACACGUGUCUUGGGAAAAAAUCUAGUCAAAAGUACUUUCGGUGUUUCUGGUGCUGUCUGCUGUAUGCAUGGACGCGGAUCAUUUUUCUCAUUCGCGUGUGACAUUUCCAGCCAGUAUUCCAAACUACUUUUAAUCACUUAGUAUAUAAUUAAGGAAGUGUCUAGUCUGCCACCAGUGGUCAUUUAAUAAAAAUAAAUAUACUGCCACUUGUGGUUAGAUAAAAAAUUAUAUUAUUCUGCCGCUAUAGGCACAAUAACAAAUAAGGCUAUUCUGCCACAAGUGGCAAGUCAAACCAACAAAAUAUUCUACCGCUAGCUAGAGGCAGCAUACCUACCAAAAAUAAACAGCCACCAAAGCUGAGGCAAGCCUUUUGCGGCAAUUGAUAUACUUAUCAAAAGUAGUAAAUGAUACACGAUUUCUAAGAAAUAUAUUUAUUUUUCAUGUACGAGUACAUAACAACGUUUAUUUAGAUAUUGUUCUUUUUUUUCUUAACUCCUACUACUGUUAGAUCAUGUCCUUUGGGUCGACCUCUGCGUUUUCGGACAGCUGGUAAUCUUAUUGUUUGAUUAACAAGAGCAUUACAGGUCUAUGCCUGAUUUAAUGCCUUUAGCUAAUGCUAUUUUUGUCAUUUCUAUCUUCAGUUUUUACAUGAUUCUCAGCCUUUUCUAGAUUUUGUUUCUGUUCAACAGGUUUCUCUAUAUGUAGAUUUAUUUCUUUCUCAUCCUGUUUAUUAUGUAUUAUAAGUUGUCUCUCUGCGUAUUCUAUAUUUACUAUCUCUAAAUCUUCUGCAGUAUGGUCGAUUAUAUGUAGGUACUAGAGGCCGCCCGCGACUUCGUCCGCAUGGAAACCCUAUCAAUCCCGCAGGAACUCUGGGAUAAAAAGUAGCCUAUGUGUUAUUCUGGGUCUUCAGCUACCUACAUACGAAAUUUCAUGGUAAUCGGUUCAGUAGUUUUUGCGUGAAAGAGUAACAAACAUCCAUACAUCCAUACAAACUUUCGCCUUUAUAAUAGUAGUAGGAUGUGCCUUAUUUGUUUUUAUCGUUACAUUUUCAUAGUUUUUUGUGUCUUCCUUUUCUGUUUCUGGUUCAAUAUGUAUUAUUACAUGUGUCUCUAAGUUUAUUUUAUUGCUUUCUUUUUGUUCAUUAUGUAUUAUUACUAUAUUUUUAGCAAAUCCAAUUUGCUCUGUUUCUAAAACCUCUGUAGUGUUAUUGUUAAUUUUUAUGUUACUUGUUCUUUUAAACAUAUUUUCAUCUUUAUUUCUGUCAUCAUUUGUGACAAUCCGCGGCUAAAGGUACCUUGUGGUCGAUGUGGAGUUAUGCAUACGGUAGUAAUCUGGGAUUAAUAAGCUGUAGAUAUCAAAAAAGAUCAACCUCCUACGAUGUUUUGUUACGGAGAUACAAUUUUUUAAAAAUUAUACUGAAAAUUGUGCAAUUUCGAGAAACAGACAUUUUAAGUUCAGCCACCUCGAAUACUAUGUUGCCGUUGUUAGUUACAUAGUAGGCAACGAAAAAUUAUUCUUAGGACUCCUGUCUUUUAAAGAAUGUUGAGACAACUUUUGUAUUACUAAUCAGAACCUUGUUAUGGACCAACCAAUGUGUCUAUUGACCAAUUUCUAAAAAAUGAUGUUUUGUUUAAUUUUUCCAAUUUCGUGCGAUGAGAGCUACAGAUUUUUAACUGACCUAUUAGAACACGAUUUCGAAAGAAAAUCUUGACAAAAUAAAAACAAAAUUAGGGGU